ACGUAAUAAAGUGUUUUAAGUGUUUCCCAGCGAGAUAUAUUCAGUUGCUGGCCACUACAAGGCCAUUGGCCAGCCAGGUGCCAGCCCAACAGUCUCCGCUGCUGGCCCUGGGCGUCAACACCUUUGACCUGCUGACCCAGCUGGCGAGGGGGGCGUACACCCCUCACUACAGCCUGCAGUCACCCGCCUCACUUGUGCCUUCCUGAAGGAGGCAGGGCAGCCACCAAGCCUGUGGUUGGCUCACAGGAAGCCCCCAGAGCAUAAAAAUGAUGAUGCAGGGGCAUCAUUGCAGCCCUAGAGAGGAAGAGGAACAUGGCUGAAGACUUGGUUAAAAGAUUAGUCAAAUAUAGGAUUGAAACAGAUCUUUAAAGUGUUCACAGCAAUUCGGCUUUCAUUUGUAAACAAAGAGCAGACAGCUAGGAAGAUGACACCAGCAGCGGCAGGCGGCGACAGGCGGUGUGACAUCGGAGGUGUGACUUGUGCUGCGUGUCACGCAACCAAACUCAAGUGGAACAUGCACUGUUACAUGUACCAGAUUAUCGGACACGCCUAACAAGUGUGGCGCCAUUCGUAAAGCAACAAAACUGCUUGUCUUGAAAGAAAGUCCAGUGACAGAGACAACCUUGGCCAGUGUUGUGUUCGCUUCCUGACAGUGCGGGGAUUGUGACCAGGAAUUUGUCCAGCUUCCUCUUUGCUUUGGAAAGUGCAUUCCUGGCUGAGUGUGGUGCGUGUGCCUGCUACUCGUGUGGUGGUGUUGCUGCUGCGUGAAGCCUCUGCCGUGGGAACCCACCACAAAUAGCUAAUGGAUUCUGUAUGAUGGGAUUAGCAGCAGACAGAAUUCCAGUGAUGUAUUAACAUGCCUAGGGACAGCCUUGGGGGCAUCCAUUACUGGCAGAAGCCCCAGUGUGCUGAGUGACGGGGCGGCAUGACUUUGCACAUCAGAGGGUCAGGGCCCAAUCUCCCCUGCAGGCUUCAGUGAGGAGCAGUUCAGCUACUUCAAUCCCUCAAAAGGCAAUUAGGUGUUCUUGGUGAAUGAGGAGGAGGAGAUUGAAUGCAGAGUGAUUGCCUACAUGACCACCAAGGAUAGGAUUGCCUGCGCCAGUGGGUGAAUUGUGUAUGGCUGGGCAAGGUCACCUACCAUUGAGACAGUAGCUCCUCAUUGGUCAUUGCCAGGCUCUCUUUUCGAUCUUCAUGGCAGUUUCCACAACAGCAAACACUGCAAGCUUGACCACUGAUUUUGUCUCCAAUGAAGCUAAGAGUGGGAGUGUUCUUACCAAGGCCUUUGUUGGAGGCGUCCCCUGUGAUAUAGUGGACGACAACCUGGAGCUCUGUGACACGCUGACAAGGGAGAAGGUUACUUGUCGCUCCAAGGGUAAGCUGGUCGGCCCCAUGAAUGCCACUGUCUGCGUUACUGGAAGAGGCGCGUCUGAAGUGACCAAGAUAGGAAUGUACGUGGACUCCCAGGACAGGCUGUACCAGUUCCUCACAUAUGCUGCUUGACACAGACGAGUGCAGCAAUGGUCCUGCAGCAGCCCAGCAUAGUGCAGGCCAGACAGCCCACUGCCAUCACUGUUCACUUUGUUGACAAGGGCUCUGGCUUGGUGCUUAAUGGCCUGGCUUUCAAGGGCCAGACAUUUGUGGGCAAACUGCUGGCAAAGACUGCUGAGGGACACUUUGAGGUUAUCCAGAGCAGCACAAGGAUGGCCAAGGAAAUCCUUCUCAAAUACCCAGAGAUCCUCCAUGCCGCUCACCCCUUCUUCCUCUCCCUCAAGUUUGUGGGUGCUGGUGGCUCUCUCCUGGAUGGAGCAGUUUUUGUGGAUCAAAAGAUAUUGAUUGAGAUACUGGGGAGGGAUGUGAGUGCAUGCCCAAGGAGAAGGCCCAGAUCUUUAAGAGGAUCUAUUUACCCAAGAACAACUUGUCAACAAUUCCUGUAGAUGUCAUCAUCAGUGAGGUCAGUGUUAGAUACCAACUUGCUGCUCAGGAGUCUGUUGUACCUGCUGGCUGGCAUUUCCACUUUGUCUCUCCUGGUAACCAAUUCUGUAUGUGUAUGUGUAUCUAUUAAUUUAUUUCUGUGUGUAUUAUGUCUGUCUAUCUGUGUGAAUGUGGAGAGUUUGGGGUGAAUGUCGCUUGAUACCUGAUGGGGAUGGAUUGCUGUGUGCCUCUCAGUGAAGCAGCCUGUCAGUCCAGAUGGCAUUUGACAGCUGUUUCUCACUCCACAUAUUUACACGAAGGUGCUGACAGAUUAGCAGCAGGAGUGGGAACUGCAGUGGCUGUAACUCAUAUGACUUCACUGGUACCAAUCCAGACCACCUGGCUUCCCCAGGGACAGGCUUGUGUCACCCUGAUCUUACCUCUACCUAUACAUCUACCACUGCACUACAUUUGGAAUCUGGUUGAGUACAUGUACUCAGACCCGAGCCUGAUGUGUGUGUGUGUGUGUGUGUGUGUGUGUGUGUGUGUGUGUGUGUGUGUGUCUUUGUCUAUCUGUUGAAAUCAAGUCACUGUUGUGUCUUGGAGGGAAUAAGAGUGUGUAUGUGACUAUCUAUUUCUGUCUUUAUCCAUCUAUCUAUGGAGGGAAUAAAAGUGUGUAUGUGACUAUCUAUUUCUGUCUUUAUCCAUUUAUCUAUCUAUCUAUCUAUUUGUGUUUAAAUAAAGUUGUUGGUAGCAUCUGAGGGAAUAAGAGGAGUGUGAGCUCAGUAUGAUGUGCAAGGAGUUUAUGGAUGUUUUAACAUUUUGUAAUAUAGUAUUUAUUAGUGUGCAUAUCUUUUUUUGCAUGCAAGAUUUUAAUACCUUACUUUACCAUUUUGUCUGCAUCUAACAUACAGUGUCUCUCUCUCUCUCUCUCUCUCUCUCUCUCUCUCUCUCUCUCUCUCUCUCUCUCUCUCUCUCUCUCUCUCUCUCUCUCUCUCUCUCUCUCUCUCUCUCUCUCUCUCUCUCU
Molecule: messenger RNA, 2938 nt
Organism: Scylla paramamosain (green mud crab)
Lineage: Eukaryota; Metazoa; Arthropoda; Malacostraca; Decapoda; Portunidae
Exons: 11
Coding region: 1518-1934 (138 amino acids)
Source: RefSeq, a predicted model, not a curated record